UAGGAAUAUGGGAAGCUUUAUCAAAGUGAAAAUUCCCAUCAAUCACGUAAAGAAUCCAAUGCCUCGCGCUCUUCACCUACAUGUUGAUAUGUUUAGGAUACAAACCAAACUUCAAAUUUAAAAAGGCACAGCUUUCUUCUUCUUCCUUUCCUCAUUGAUUCCAUUGGCCCUUUUUUUCUCCAAUAAAGCUGUCAAAAGGAUUAUUGAAGUUUUAACUCCCCAAUUCCAGAAACUGUACUGCAAUUAGAAUGGGAAAUGUGGUGGAAGUUAAGGUGGGCUUGCAUUGCGAGGAAUGUAUCAAGAAAAUAUUGAAGGCCAUCAAGAAGAUUGAAGAUAUUGAAACGUAUAAUGUGGAUACGCAACUGAACAAGGUCACGGUGACAGGUAAAGUUACGACAGAAGAAGUCAUCCGAGUCCUUCAAAAGAUUGGCAAAACGGCAAGAACUUGGGAGGGAGACGAGAUUUAUGGUUAAUCCUACAUGUUCGUUAUGCCACGCUCUCCAACUUUAAACGUCAAUACUUGACUAUCUCGGUUUGCUGUACUAGUAUUUUGGGGGCUGUAUUCUAUCCUUUUUUCUUUUUGUUUUUUUGUUUUUUUGGGUCAUGGUGUUGAAUUUUCUCUCUAUAUGUAUUAUUGGAACAUCCUAAAUACGAAUAAUUAUAUUAGACAACAAUUUUUUGUAUGAUAAGAUUAAAUUAAAAAAGCGUAAGAGAUCGAUCAUAAGUCUGGAUGUUAAUGUCCAUUAAAACCAAGGAAAAGCACAAAGAAAUAAAUGUACAAACGCAAAGCACACUUGAGUUGAGGAUUGACACGACGGCGAGGGUCGAUUAUGUACAAAAACUAUCCAAACUAGGAAGGGAACAACAAGAGAUUAGAGAUGCAUGCUCAUCGAUCUACUGGGUCGGGAGAACCCAGUUUGGGUCUUUCCGUCUGACUCAGUCUACCUCGGUUGCUGAAUCGUGCGUGGACUCACUUUCACAUUAACAAUCUUGGGGGCCUUCUCCCUAUACCUCGGCAUUUCUGCUAAAGCUCGCGCUUUCUGCCAUUUCAAAGUCCCCAUUGAAAUCAAAUCCCUGUAAUAGUCUUUUUCUUCUUCCUCAUCUGCCAAAAACAAAAGGGAAAUUUUUAGUUAGCGAGAUGGAUCGGCAAGCCGGAUCGAGGAGUUGAGUUGGCUUUUCUCAAUAUCCAAAUUCCAAACACAAUUAGAACCAGAGUAGAGUGUUACCCUCGGAUGAUUCAACUUACUCUUGUCGUCGUCUAAGUAGUAGUCGUCGAAGAUGGCGUCGACGUCGGGUAGAUCGUCAAAAUCGGGAAACUGCGCGUCAAUUUGGGGAUCCUGGAAGCGCUCUUGGAGCCAGUAGUCGCGGAACCAAGGGGAGGAUUGGACCAGAGCCCACCAUUGGUCGGAGAAGUCCUCCACCAUCCGAUAUGCCAAAGGAACGAACGACGGAGCGUUUGGA
Messenger RNA from Carya illinoinensis, 1461 nucleotides. Its product is annotated as heavy metal-associated isoprenylated plant protein 45. The coding region runs from base 249 to 473 and encodes 74 amino acids. Gene Ontology annotation, molecular function: metal ion binding. Lineage: Eukaryota; Viridiplantae; Streptophyta; Magnoliopsida; Fagales; Juglandaceae. The record is from RefSeq and is a predicted model, not a curated record. The transcript is spliced from 3 exons.